Molecule: messenger RNA, 390 nt
Organism: Thelazia callipaeda (thelaziosis nematode)
Lineage: Eukaryota; Metazoa; Nematoda; Chromadorea; Rhabditida; Thelaziidae
Source: the annotation of a GenBank genome assembly
AUGAAUGUUGAGAUAGAUGGAUGCGUGGGCAACGCUCAACGCUUAUGUGCUUUUAAAACGGGCACAACGCCUCAGCUACGUAUCAAAUUUGUGCCAACAAAGGUAACAAAAAAUUUGCAAACAUCUGUGCGAGCAAAACUUGCUGGUAACGUGAUCAUUCCAUUCAAUCUGGAAGAAAAUGAUCCAUGCAAGGGAGGCAACCUGACGUGUCCCCUACAACAAGGUGUCACUUAUUACUACCAGCAAGGAGUUAAUAUACUGAAAGAAUAUCCUACUGUGGAUAAUGUACAAAUUAAUUGGCUUAUCAGUGACAAAAGCAAUAAUGAAACUUCAAGUGACGCCAAAAAACGUGAAAUUUGUAUUAUAUUUCUGAUAAAAAUUAUGCACUAA